CGGCCCCGGCCCCGGCCCCGGCUCCAGCUCCGAUACCGACACCGGCCCCGGCCCCGGCCCCGGCCAUGGCGGAGCCGCUGCGGCCCUUCCGCCUGCGCGGGUGCGGCGGCCCGCAGAAGUUCGGGGUGGCGGCCGGGAGCCUGCGCGGGUUGCUGAGGAAGGGCUGCCGGCUGCUGCAGCUUCCCUUGGCAGGCAGUCGCCUCUGCCUCUACGAGGACGGCACGGAGCUGACCGAGAGCUACUUCCGAGCGCUGCCGCCGCAGACGGAGCUGGUGCUGCUGGGCCCCGGGGAGAGCUGGCGGGGCUGUGCCAGCGACAUCGAGCGGCUCCUGGCCGCGUUCUGCAGCCAGCAGGGCGCUGUGGUGGAGGCUGCGCGGAGGCUGCUGACGGACGAGCGGGCUCCUCACAGGCAGAAGCUGCUGGCGGAUCUCAUCCACAACCUGAGCGAAAACAUCCUGGCCGAGGACAAGGAAGACGACAAGAAAUGGUUUGAAGGGCUGGAGUCUCGGUUCAAGAACAAAUCCAGCUACCUGCGGCACAGCUGUGAGAGCAGAAUGCGCGGUUACUUGAGAGAGGUUACUGGUUUUAUUUCAAACGUUCAUCCUACAGCACAAGAUGCCUACAGAGGGAUAAUCGACCUAAUGGCAGAUAAACUGAAAUCUGUGAAAUACAAUGGGUGCUACUUUGACAGAAGGGAGAAGGAAGAGGCAGCACGCCUGUGCACUGCAGAGGGGUGGUUCUCCUGUCAGGGACCUUUUGACAGAGAUGCUUGCUCGUGUAAGCAUUCCAUCAACCCCUACAGCAACAGGGAAAGCAGGAUCCUCUUCAGCACCUGGAAUCUUGACCACAUAAUUGAGAAGAAACGUGCUGUUGUCCCAGAACUGGCAGAAGCUGUCAAAACACGAGAUGGGAGAGAAGUGAACUGGGAAUACUUCUAUCAGCUGCUGUUUACCCUGGAUAAUUUAAAACUCGUACAUAUUGCUUGCCAUAAGAAAACCAAUCAUAACCUCAGCUGUGACAAAACCAGAAUUUACAGAAAGAGGAAGCAAACCCAUGAGAUUUCCUAGUGCUGUCUCUGCUUUUUUUCAAUCAUGUCAGUCUGUUGUUUUUAAAUAGCUCCAAUUUCUUAAAUAAGAACUAUUUGAGAGUCCCUGGCACAAGACUGGCUGGGUAAUCCAGCCAGAGCCUCACAAAGCACACUCCAAUAUCCCAUUUAAUUCUCCUCUCCUGCCUUCCUACUCCUUACAAGCUUCCCUCAGCUCAAAUCAAGUGUGAUAAAGGUACAAAAUGAGCCAAAGGCUGAUACUGAUUCUACCAUGUCAUCUCUGGCCAGCAUUGGCCCAAAACUCAUAGUACAUGGAAAUGAAAUUUGGACAAAACAUUUCUUACAGACUAACCUGCAUGGGCUCACAGAUACCUAUUCCUUUGGAGAUUAAGCCAAACUAAGAAGGAUUUAGGAUCAUAUUUUCCUCUAUCUUUCACAGGCAGCAACCACUGUAUUUCAGGAGUGCCAAAGGUGAUUCAGCAGCAGAGCUGCCACCUCAUCUGUGCCAAACUCCCACCCUCAUGCCCACGUGCCCCUUUGCCUUUGCUUCAGAUGUCUAUCUCCCAGAAAGAAGAGCAAGGCCAUGGCAUUUCUUCACAUUUCAGCUUUUCCAACCUUUGUUUGCCAUCUUCCCCAAAUUUGCUGAUUUCCCCAAUUACCCUUUCUGCCUUUUCAGCUUGAGUUUGCUUGACACACCACCAGCAAGGACAGCUACAAUGAUCAUGUUUACAGUAAUGUUUACCCACUGCCUUGGAGAAUAUUGCUUUGGUAAAACAUUUCCUACCUCAGGCAGCAACAAAUCAGGAAUAGUUCAAUUUUUUACUUGAUUUUUUUUUAUGCCAGCUGAUAGCAACUGAACUUUUGGGAUUGUCAAUGUAAAUGGUGUGAACUUUUUAAAUAAAAAAGUG
Molecule: messenger RNA, 1953 nt
Organism: Poecile atricapillus (Black-capped chickadee)
Lineage: Eukaryota; Metazoa; Chordata; Aves; Passeriformes; Paridae
Gene: DFFB
Product: DNA fragmentation factor subunit beta
Exons: 7
Coding region: 66-1067 (333 amino acids)
Biological process (GO): apoptotic process; apoptotic DNA fragmentation
Cellular component (GO): cytoplasm; nucleus
Molecular function (GO): DNA endonuclease activity
Source: RefSeq, a predicted model, not a curated record